AGGAUCAGACGAUUGUUGCAGCCAAAAAAAAGUGUGCUAGAUUUGGUACGGUGUGUGUUUUGUUGGAUCCAUUAGCGAAGAUGGAAAUACAUCAAGAAAGAGAAGAGGAGAUGGAUCUACUGGGUGUUCCUUCGAGUGCCAGUUUCCGGUGUUUGAUGUGAGCCACUAUGGUGGCCUCCUUGUUCCAACCCGUCCUCGUAUUAUUUUCCCCCAAUUUGAGGAUUUAAGUUUUUUUUAAAGGGGUUCAUGUUCCGUGCAGCUGAUCUAAAGAACUUCGGUAAAGCGGGAAGCAGCUGGCACUUUGGCCGGACGAUGGAUGAGCUGGUCCAUGACCUGGUGUCGGCGCUGGAGGAGAGCUCGGAGCAGGCUCGCGGCGGCGGCUGCUGCAGCGCUAGUCUGGACUUUGCGCUGCCCGCUGGCCGCAUGCUCAAACGCAACGCUCGCAAACGCCGGGGCAGGAAGCGGCGCUCUGAGAACAGCACCCGUGCCGCACCGUGCCACGCCCCCUGCCACACGAGCCACGCCUCCGAUUCCAGCCCGGACGAACACAGAGACACGCGCCUGUCCUCCAGCUCCAAUGCCAACGCCAUCAACAGCGACUCGGACGAGCAGUUAGGCGCCAAGCGCGGCAAGCGGCCUCCGUGGCACGACGACGCAGGAGUCGCCGACGCCAACCGGAGUCUCAGGAGGAGGCGCAAAGUCAAGCGCAUGGCCAUCGACCCGCCGCCGGAGUUCUCACCCAAAUCAGCAGGAGGAAGCAGGGACGAGGGGAAAGGGAACGACAUGGCCAAUAAAGGCAGAGUGAAGAAGAGGAAGCUGGCGCCAGCACACCGGCUGGCGCUGGAUGCUGCAGAUGAGGGCGUGGUCGUGGAGAGCGAGGAGGCGGGGCUUUCCGGGAAAGAGAAAAUGGACUUUGAGGAGCACAAGUGCUCAGAUGAAGACAUGAGUGACAGGUGCGAAACCAGCAGUGUGAGUAACAGCAGUGAUGGAGGCCUGUUCACCAAUGAUGAAGGAAGACAAGGCGAUGACGAGCAAAGCGAUUGGUUCUGUGAGGGUGAGGCGGGCGGGGCUUGUGGCAUCGCAGGCGUGAUCCCGUGGUGGGACAGGGAAUCUAACGAACUGGACCUUAAUGACCCGGUGUUCAACAGCAUCCUUACAGGGGCCUUCCCGAUCAUGUCCCAGGGAGCACAGCGAGGGUUUCAGGCCAGGCUGGCUCGACAUGCUGCACGGCAGCAGGCUCAGGUAGCCAGAUGUGCUGAGAGAAUUCCCAGAUUGUCCCAGGAUCCUCACACACAUGAGCCUUGGUUCAGUCCCGGAUCCAGACGUGAACAGUGUCACUGGGAUUCGAGAUCGGACCGAGGCCACCGGAGAAGCUGUUCACUAAAGACUGCCAGCAGGCAGACGAGCGGCCAUCUUGGCUCAUUGUGUACCGGAGACGUUAAAAGGAGACGCAAAGCUGCACCUAUGGGAGCACCCUUAUCCUCAGGUGUGGUAGGAGAGGGAGUGCCUGCGAUCCCGGACUCGAACGUGGGGAACCGCAUGCUGCAGAACAUGGGCUGGUGCCCGGGAAUGGGCCUCGGUCCCGAGGGAAGGGGCGUGACAGAGCCGAUCCGGUGCACACAGAGGCCCAAGCGUGCAGGGCUCGGCUUUAACUGAGGUCUGCGCUCGGACAGGCCCGAAGACAGACUCUGAGCCGUCUGUUCUAAAGCCACCGCCUCCCAGCAGGGGGCAGCACUGAGGCCAGGAUGAACAGACGCACUAACUAACGGGACAGAACGGUGCAGGAGACCGUUUGUUCGUCGACGAGCAGCCGGAUGGAAAGCAUCGAUUUUGCACAAAAACACACACCGUGUCAUAUCUGUAGCAAGCUAAAGGCCAGUGAUUUAUCCGUCGUCAUAUUCACCUAAUGCCAUAUUCCUCUACAAUGUUUCCCCCUUCAUAUGUUUUGCAUUUUAUUUCCAAAAAAAAAAAAAAUUUUUUUAUCCAGUGUUCUCCUAAUUCUCACCCGGGGAGGUAAACACGGGACACAUGAAGCCAGCUAACCUCAUCUCACAGGGUAGUGGCACACUCCAAGGAAAGCGCUCACACACACACAUAUACAUAUACACAUAUACAUAUACAUAUAUAUAUAUAUAUAUAUAUAUAUAUAUAUAUAUAUAUAUAUAUAUAUAUAUAUAUAUAUAUAUAUAUAUAUAUAUAUAUAUAUAUAUACACACACACAGUCACAGGUGAUUGGUUAGUGUCAGGCUGAACAUCAGGAGAGAGCGCAACGCCAUCCGUCCCACUCGUGGCCAUGAAUCCCUAAUCUCCUGACGAUAAGGCGAAUGCUUUUUUUUUUUUUUUUUUUUUUAAACAAUGUCAGGGAACUAAUUAAAAAAAAAAAAAAGUAUUAGCACCCCUGUCUGACACGCUCCAUCUGGGUCGCUAGAUUUCCGAUCCUCAAAUCCAACCACAAUAUGACACGUAACCCGAUGGCAUGUUUUUUUUCCUUCUUUUAAUUCUAGUCAUUAGAAAUGGGGAAACUGCCCCAAAUUCCAUUUUAGGAUCAUCCUUUUAAUGUUUUUUUUUUUUUUUUUUUUUUUUUUUUUAGGAUUGGGAAUCUUGAAUGCAAUUUUGAUUCAUGAAUAUAAAACUAUUCUUGAUGGAUCUUGAUUGUCAAUUAAAAUUUGUUUAUUAUUAUUAUUAUUAUUAUUAUUAUUAUUAUUAUUAUUAUUAUUAUUGUUGACUUACUACAUUUUUAAAAGUAUGUUUAGGAGGAUUAUGUAGAUCUGUGCAUCCGUGCAUAUAGUUUUAAAAAAACGAAUCGAGACACGUCUACGAAACGUUGUGCUUUCAUUUGUUCGUCAGAAAUCAGGACGAGUUUGCAUGGCGAAAACGUCACCGUUUCCGUGUCUAGACUCAUCGUUCGCGUCCGGCUUGCUCUGUAAAUGAUAAAAAUUGCACAACCGUGCCGAAGCGGUUCACUGUUUUUAGUCUCGAAGGCGUUUCUGACGGUCUCGGAGAUCAGAAUUGCCGUAUUAGAGUAUAUCUCAAAAGAUCACAAAGGUGCUGAUUUGGGAUCAGUUUUCAAUCCUGUGUAUGCUGUUAUACGAACGAGGACGCCGAUUGUAGAUCAGCUCUGACGCUGAUCGCUGGAGCUGCCGCGUUCCUUUUCGAAAACGUCGGUGUAACGGUUAAAGUUCGUCAAGAUGUCGGAAUGUUUCUGCUAGCUAAAGGGCACUGUGGUAGUUGGAGAUUUGCUCAGAUCUUUACAGCUUUUCAUGGGUUUUGUAAACAGUUCGGUUUUGUAUUACGGACCAGAAUGCUCUCCUCGAUGUUAAAGCUGAAAUGAAUAAAACAAAGUAACCUCGUGGGGUUCAUGUG
Molecule: messenger RNA, 3363 nt
Organism: Ictalurus punctatus (channel catfish)
Lineage: Eukaryota; Metazoa; Chordata; Actinopteri; Siluriformes; Ictaluridae
Gene: gpatch2
Product: G patch domain containing 2
Exons: 11
Coding region: 247-1656 (469 amino acids)
Molecular function (GO): nucleic acid binding
Source: RefSeq, a predicted model, not a curated record